Messenger RNA from Lodderomyces pseudojiufengensis, 2946 nucleotides. RefSeq names its product Utp4p (gene UTP4). Gene Ontology annotation, cellular component: small-subunit processome; t-UTP complex; 90S preribosome. Bases 1 to 2946 code for a protein of 981 amino acids. Gene Ontology annotation, biological process: maturation of SSU-rRNA from tricistronic rRNA transcript (SSU-rRNA, 5.8S rRNA, LSU-rRNA). Gene Ontology annotation, molecular function: RNA binding; protein binding; fatty-acyl-CoA binding. The record is from RefSeq and is a predicted model, not a curated record. The transcript has 4 exons. Lineage: Eukaryota; Fungi; Ascomycota; Pichiomycetes; Serinales; Debaryomycetaceae.
AUGUCAGAUAGCAUAGAAACUAUAAAGGCUUUAUCAUCUAGAUCGAAUUAUGGGUCCUUACCAAGACCCCCAGCUGAGAAUCGUGUAAAGUUAUAUGGAUUAUAUAAACAAGCAACAGAAGGAGAUGUCAAAGGAUUAAUGCCUCGUCCAGUAGGAUUUUCUUCAGAAGAUGAAGGAGCCAAGAAGAAAUGGGAUGCUUGGAAACGUGAAGAAGGAUUACCUAAAACUGAAGCUAAGAAAAGAUAUAUAUCUUUUUUAAUAGAAACAAUGAAGAUAUAUGCUAGUGGAACAUUAGAAGCUAGAGAAUUAUUGCAUGAAUUAGAAUAUCUUUGGGAACAAAUUAAAGAUUUACCUGUAUCUGAUGAUGAAAAUGAGAAUCAUUUAAAUUUUCCUUCAAGUGCACCACUGUUUAGUCAGAUAGAUAGAUAUUCAAAUAGAACUCCAAGCAUCGGUGGUAACAUAAUGAAUUUAAAUACAAUCUAUUCACAUUCAAGAAGAAACACUUCAUUAUCAUUAAAUGAUUAUGUCCAACAACAAAGACUACAACAACAACAUCAACCGCCAAUACAUGAAACUGGAUCUCAAAAUGUUGCUGGCUCUUUAUAUUCCUUACCCCCAAGGUUAGAUACAAAUAAUGUUAUUGAAGAUUUUAAAAAUUGGCAAGGUGAAGUCAAUACAAUUAUAAAUCGAUUAACAAGAGAAUUUGUCAACAGUAGGAAAGAACAACAAAAUCAAUAUCAAAGUGACAAUGAAUCAGAAGUCCCAUUAGAUGAAUAUGAAAUAACGAAAAGGAAAAUAAUAAACAUACUAAAAGUAGUUGGAUAUAAUGCACUUAAAAUUUUAAAGAAUUUUGCUGGUAGUUUAUUUACAAUAUUAUUCAUAGUUUGGUGUUUUAAAAAGAAUGUGAUUGUGAAAAGGACGUUAGUUAGACAACCAAGUACUAAUGGUAAACAAAAACAGGAUUUAAUCAUCAAUAUGGUGUUAAAUACAGAUGAAAAUAAAUGGUUUAUUAGGUUGUUAAUGUUUUCAAACCCAUCAGAUCUAGAAAAUCUAACACCAUCAAAUCUAAAACUAGCAGUUGGAAGAAGUAAUGGGGAUAUAGAAAUAUGGAAUCCUAAAUAUAAUUGGACUCAUGAAUUAACAUUAUUUGGUUCUAAAGGAAGAUCUAUAGAAGGAUUAUGUUGGACUAAGGAUUCAAGAUUAUUUUCUAUUGGUGGAUCAACUUAUAUCACAGAAUGGGAUUUGAAGACUGGUAAACCAUUAAUUAAUUAUGAUUGCAACGCAGGUAUAAUUUGGUCAAUAGAUGUAAAUGAAUCAAAUGAUAAACUAGCAGUUGGUUGUGACGAUGGGUCGGUAGUACUUGUUGAUAUUUCCGGUGGUAUCGGCUCAUUGGAAUAUAACAUGAUAUGUCAAAGACAAGAUGCAAGAGUACUAAGUAUAAAAUGGAAUAAAAAUGAUCAAAUUGUUGGAGGAUGUGCAGAUGGAAGAAUUAGAGUAUGGAGUAAUAAUCCUGAAACCAAAGGAAGAAUAUUAGGAACCAUGAGAGUUGAUAAAUCAAAAACUGAAAGUACUUUAGUUUGGUCGUUAGAUAUAUUGAAAAAUAAAAAUCAAUUAAUAAGUGGUGAUUCUACAGGUCAUAUCAAAAUAUGGGAUUUAAAAUAUUUUACAUUAAUACAAAGUUUUAAAAUACAUGAUGCUGAUAUUUUAACCAUUGUAAGUGAUGUAAAGGAAGAAAAAUUUUAUUCUGCUGGAAUUGAUAGAAAAAUUCAUCAAUUUGAAUUAUUAAAAUCAAAAUCAAAUUAUAAAUGGGUUCACACUUAUAAUCGAUUAUUACAUGCAAAUGAUAUAAGAUCAAUGGCGAUAUUUGAAUCUAAGAAUCUUCAUAUUUUAGUAAGUGGAGGUGUUGAAAGAGCAAUAAUAGUACAAAAUUUACAACAAUUUCAUGAUGGUAAAUUUAAAAAAUUAUUAGUAAAUCAACAAAAAAGUAAUGUUGUUUUAGUACCAGAAAAAAAUUUGGUAUUAAUGUGGCAAGAUCAAUUGAUUAAAAUUUGGAAAUUAAUAGAAGGUAAACAUAAACUAAUAUCUAAAUUGAUUUUAUCAGAUAAUGAAAAUAUAACAAGUGUUGAUUUUAAAAAUAAUUUAAUAGCAGUUGCGAAAAUGACAUCUGUGAAAUUUUACGAAUUGGAUAUUGUUGAUGAAGAAAAUCAUAAAUAUAUGAUAAACAAAAUAAGAGAUGAAAAUUUUGAUUCACAAAUAUCUGGAGCAAAAUUGGUAAAGUUUAUAGAUGAACGGAAGGUGUUGAUUUUAACAACUGAUGAGGAGUUAUAUCAAUUUUCAAUCGAUAUUGAAAAAAGUGAGAUUGAGUUAAUUGAUGAAAUUCAAUUAAUAGAAAGUACAACAAAUAUCAAUAAUUUAGUCAUUACACCAAAUCAUAAAAAUAUCAUCAUUUCAAGAUUUGACGGUUCUAUUGAGAUAUAUAAUCUUUUUGGGGAGUCACGUAUAAUCACAAAAUUAUCUUCAUAUCCACAUUUAAUAUGCUGUCAUAAUGAUGAACAGCUUCUUGUUUUAACUGAGGAAAACAAAAUUUAUGAAUUCAAUCUUCAAGGUGAUGAAUUAUUAAGUGCUUGGUCUAAACGAAAUAGUGAGUUUUUACCACGUCAAUUUCUCACAUUAGAUGAUAAACCACAAGGAAUGUUUGUUGAUGAUAAUAAUUUAUGGAUCUAUGGAAACUCCUUUUUAAGUAGAUUUGAUUUAAACAAAAACAUUCCAAUAAACAAAGCUAAUAAAAACAUCACCACAAAAAAGAGAAAUAGAGAUGGGCUCAGUGUUGAUGAGACAGAAGAAUCACAAGCUGAAUUAAGUAUAAAACAAAGUGAAACAGAUAAAUUAAGACAACUGAUCAUCGAAGAAGAAGAAAAAGCAUUUUGGAUUACAGACAAUUAUUGA